AUGGGCGAUGGUCACUGUCAUGUGAAAAGGAGAGUUCUGUGGGUGCAAGAAAAUUCGAAUGGUUCAGUUGCGGGGUUCGUUGCCGCCGCCGGCAAGGCUCUUCAUAGUGGGAAGGGUGAACAAAUAUGUAAGCCCCGGCAGUUUGUGUGCGGUGUGGCCUGCGUUUGGCUGUGUGCCAACGCCGUUGAAGCAUCGGCGAUCGUGGAUUCGCGCUUCCCGUGUGCACUCCAAAGGGGGGCCUUUGAAUCGCAUCAACGGCAUUUCCUUCAAGACAGGGUUAUUUUGAGACUUUCGAUCUAUGUUCUUUUCAUGUAUCGUUGA
Ostreobium quekettii is the source of this 321-nucleotide messenger RNA. NCBI's taxonomy places the organism in Eukaryota, Viridiplantae, Chlorophyta, Ulvophyceae, Bryopsidales, Ostreobiaceae. The record is from the annotation of a GenBank genome assembly.